AAAACGAAAGGGAAGCAUUUCGGGGUUGGACAUCAGCAGCCUAUAAACAGCGAACUGUGUAAUCGGAGUUUCUUUGGCAAACUUGGCAACAACAGAACGGACGCGACUCUUCACCAAUAUGACUGAGCAUCCAAGCCAUGAAAGAUGAGUUCGAAGACAAAGAAAAAAAGUCGAUCGGGCUUCGGGGCAACAGCUCCGCCGUUCAUUGACUACCUGCAAGAUAUUCUACGACGAUAUCCAGAUGGUGGACAAAUUUUGAAGGAGCUGAUUCAAAAUGCAGAUGAUGGCAAAGCCACAGAAGUGGUUUUCAUCCAUGAUGAGAGAAGCUAUGGGAACAAGAGCCUUUGGACUGAUAACUUGGGAGAAUACCAAGGUCCGGCUCUCUACGCCUACAACAAUGCAGCAUUCACUGAGGAUGACUGGGACGGAAUCCAGAUGGCAGGGAGGAGUGUCAAGCGCAAUGACCCAAACAAAGUUGGGAGGUUUGGAAUCGGCUUCAACUCUGUUUACCACAUAACAGAUGUCCCAAGUAUAUUCAGUUCAGAGCACCUUGGCUUUAUGGACCCCCAAGAAAAAAUAUUUGGAGAAAGAAAGGGAGGUUUUCUGUGGUCUUUGGAUGAUGCAGAACACCAAGAAGCUCUAAUGACUAUGCAUGAUCAGUUCCAACCCUUUCGAGAUAUAGUGUCACUUGUAAGCGGACAAGAAUGGUCAAAAGUCAUCAUGGAGGAUCAGCACUUUGACGGGACAAUUUUUAGGUUCCCCUUGCGCAAAGAGGCAUCAGAUAUUUCAGAUAAUCUAUAUGACUCUGACAAGGUGGUUGAGCUUUUUAAUAGCUUUAUUGCAGAUGCAGAUCUAAGCCUUCUGUUCCUGAAAAAUGUGACUUCUGUGUCCUUGAAGCAUAUUGACGUACACGGCAAUGUUAAUCCCAGACUUGAAGUGAAAUCCUCAGUCCGCACGGAUGUUGUUCUGGAGUCAGAAGAUGACUCAAUCAUUGAGGGUUCAACAAAAUUCAAAUUGAUAACCCUCAACUCAGAAGAAACAAAGUGGCUUGUGACAACGUGUACCAUGAAAGAGGGCAAUUUAGAAAAUCUUGAUUCACUCUCAAAAAAGUUGAGCUUUUUUCCCCAAGUUGACUUGGCAUUCCCUUGUGGUGAGAGGAGAGACUGUAGUAAGAGUAGACUGAGCUGCUUUCUCCCCCUCCCAAACAAUGAAUCCAACAAAACAGGACUCCCCGUUUAUGUCAAUGCAUGCUUUGGCCUCACAGACAACAGAAGAGAGAUCAAGUGGCAAGAGGAAGACCAGAAACAUGACGAACAUGCUGUGUGGAAUGAAUUGCUGAUAAAAGAGGUGCUCCCACAGGCGUACGUCAUGAUCAUUCAAGAUGCUAUCAGACUUGCCCAAGAAUCUUGUCUGCCUGUCUCUUCAGUAUACAAUCUGUGGCCAGAUAUUUCCCAGAUACAGCACAAAGAGAAAUGGUAUGUAGUUGCUCUGGAUGUUCUUCAUCACUUAUUCAGGCAGAAUGUGGCUGUCCUUUCUCUUGCUAAAGAUGAAAAAGAGUUUGUCACUCCAUCAGAAGCUGUGUUCCCCUGUAAUGGUCCAACAAGCCCUGACAUAUUGGCCGCCAUUAAAACAACUUUGGUUUCCUGUGGGGAAAAUCUUGUCACUUUGCCAGGUAGUGUCGCAAGAGCUAUAAAAGAGGCAUAUCCACACUUCAGCACUCUAAAACAUGUGACUCCAACCUUUCUAAGGGACGUUCUCCGCAAGAUUGACGUUCACAGCAUCUCUAAAGACGACAAACUCUGUCUUUUGGAGUACGUUUUGAGUGAUGGAAAAUACAGCGAACUCAAGGGUCUUCAGCUGCUUCCACUCAGCGAUGGUUCUUUCAGAUCUUUCACAGACAAAGAGGAGGACACUGCUUUAAUUGACAGCAAUGAAUUUCCAAGAGCCUUGCUACCCUGCUGCAAACACCUCUUCAUCCCAGAUGAUCUCAGUCCAGCCUGCAGUUCCCACCUGAAAGAACUGGCCGGAAAAAAUUUAUUCAAGGUCAUCAACAUUGCCGUAGACCAGGUGACUGAAUAUACAAGGCGGUAUUUGCCACAGGACUGGAAGCAGAUGAGGACGGGGCUUGUUACUUGGGACAUCAGGAACAGUCAACAUCCACCUUUAUCCUGGUUCCAAGAUUUCUGGAAAUUUCUUAACACACACUACAAAGAGUUAAGUAAUUUAACUGGUAUGCCAUUAAUACCAGUCAGCCCCCUGUCUGUCAGUCAGCCUGUAUCACUAGCAAGAUUAGAGCAGAACACUACCCUAAUUUUUCAGAAAAGCAAGCAGAUGAACUUACCAGAAGAAAUAGCUCAGUUGGUGAACAAAGUUGGUGGCACAGCAGUGACAGGAAACGAGUGGCUCAAGCAUGAAGACCUUGACUCUUAUGUGCUCUGCCCAUCCCCAAGGAGUGUCAUGAAAGUCUUGGUGAAUUUAGAUUCUCAGAAUCUCAUCAGAGAACUCAAGACUGCCUCUCACAUUGCAAGAGAAAAACUGAAAGAUUAUCUCUCUCUUCUGGAUUCUCUCUCAGUCACUGAGAAAGAUUUACUCUCAGAGUUGCCUCUGUUUCAAACCAUGAAAGGAUCCUGUGUUGCAGCUCAAUCAAGACGUGCUGUGCUUCUAAUUUCUGGCCUAAAAGUACCGACAGAGUUUCCUAUGCCAGAUUCAGUUGUGCAGUGUGCUACUGAGGCUGACCGCAGACUGUUACAGCUACUCAAAGUAAAUCUCUUGGACACUGCUGAAGCAGCCAAUCUCCUCAUUGAAUGUAUUGAGAGUAGGGCUUGCAGAAAAGAAGACACUGAGAAAAUGAUGACUUGGAUUUUACAGCAUGGUGAUACCCUUUUCUCUCAAAAUCAGACCCUGAAACACAGAUGUAAGGAGUUGAGCUUCAUUGAAGUUAAUGGAAAGCUCAAAAAGGCCUCAACCUUUUUUGAUCCAAGAAUAAAAUCCUUUAAAGUCCUUUUUGAGUCAGAGUUCUUUCCUCCACCUUUGUACACUCAAACAUCACAGAUGUAUCAAGGCCUCACAGAUCUUGGAUUGCUAAAUAAAGAAGCAGAUGUCUCACCUGAGCACUUGUUGCAUGCUGCCACAUUGAUUGACAAACUGCAUCCUGACUCUCAAACUGAGGCUCUCAAUAGAGCUCAGGUGCUCUUAAAGAUGUUGGAUACUAAUGAUCUACUCUCAAAGUUCUCUCCUGAGCAGCUUUGUCGCCUCAAAAUGCUUAAAUGGGUCCCAUGUGCUGAACCUGGUAAUGAAAAAAAACACUGCAAUGACAGAUCUCAGACAAGUUCUUUCUUUUGCCCGGAUAAAAUAAGAAUUUGCAUUUCUGUUAAUGAGGACAUUGUUGGGCAUGUAAUGCCGCUGGUGGGAAAGUUAAGUGACAGAGUUAGCAGCCAACUUGGUUUUAAACGCCCACCCCCAGCUGAAAAGGUGAUUGAAAAUUUGUGCGUCUUGACAUCGAAAGCAAAGGAAAUAACUGAUCCUGACACAAAUGUGGAUUUCAAAAGGAAGUUGCAUAGCAUUUACAAACACAUGCAAGACCACAUCUCUGAAUUUUCAACAAUGGUGAACACGGACACACCCUGGCUGUGGAGCCACAACCAGUUUGUAUCACCACAGGAUCUGGUUUUAGACUACCCACGUAAUCUUGAUCUGAGCUGUUACAUUGGGAAGGUGCCAAAUGAAUUUUUGCCAUACAAGAAGUUGCUUCUUGAGUUUGGCCUGAAAACAUUGCUGUCAGAUAAAGAAAUUAUUGGCAUUCUUUAUUCUAUCCAACAAACCAUUGAAGGAAGGCAACAGCCAUUUGCAAGUUCCUCUGAGGUAAAAGUGUCAAUAGAAAUUUUUAACUGGCUGUGGAGAGAGAAGAAAACCAUUCAUGAUGACUUCCCAGUGCCAGUCCUAAUAGAGGGAGAACAACAUACACUUAAACCACUGUCAACUGCAGUCUUUUGUGAUGUGAGCAAAAAUGGGUUGAAAGAGCUAAAGAACAGCCAGGAAGAAAUUUAUGUUGUGCAUGAGGAAAUUCCAAAAGCAGCUGCUGAAUGGUUUAACAUCCGAUUUCUCAGUACCUACAUCCUUGAUCCAGAGUUAGUGGGAAUAGAACAAUAUGGACAAUCGGAACCAAUAACAACCAGGAUUAAGAACAUUCUUAAAGAGUAUGAUGAAGAAAGUGACAUAUUCAAAGAGCUUAUUCAAAAUGCAGAAGAUGCUGGGGCAGAAGCAUGUAAAUUCUUAGUGGAUUUCAGAGUGCACAAAGACGCCCCUGAAAGUCUCAUUGACCCUGACAUGACCCUUUGUCAGGGGCCGUGCCUUUGGGCAUUUAAUAAUGAGCAGUUCACAGCUGAGGAUUGGAAAAAUGUUGUCAGAGUUGGCUCUGCCUCAAAGGAAAACAAAGUGGAAAAAAUUGGGAAGUUUGGACUAGGAUUCAAUACUGUGUAUCAUGUGACGGAUGUUCCUUCUAUCCUUAGUGGCAGCAGUCUUCUCAUUCUUGAUCCAAAUGUAACUCACCUAAAGAAACACAUCAAACAUAAAACUAACCCUGGAAUCAAGCUGGAUCUAUCUCAGCAACAUCUUUUUCAUUGGUUUCCUGGUCAGUUUGGACCAUAUGAAUGCAUCUUUGAUUGUAAUUUCAGCAGAAAAAGCCCCCCUGAACCCUAUCCGGGUACUCUGAUCAAACUACCAUUUCGAACUGAGGAAGAGGCUCUCAAGUCAGAAAUAAGUGCAAAGGUGUAUCACAAACCCAACAUCAUCACUUUUCAACAGCACUUUACUAACAAUUCAAAAACUCACCUGCUGUUUUUGAAGAACAUCAAUACAUUAUCACUACAAAGUAUCUCAAGUGAUGCAUCAACUCCACCAAGACAUGACGAAAUAAAAAACGUCUUCACUGUCUCCAAAACCAUUAUAAGUACAAUGAGGAUUCCUGAUGAAACCAAUGUGUCAAAGCAGCAUCAAGCUGAGAAUUUAUUGAUGAAACUUGAUGGAAAAGGCAAAGAAGUAAUUGACUGCUCCACCGUCAACAUUGUCGAAAUAACCAGUCAGCAAUCUGGUGUAACUGAAGUCCAAUCCUGGCUGCUGUACAACUGCUUUGGGACACAUCAGUCUUUACAAAUGGCCCUUCAAAAAAACAGUACAGCAAAGUUCUCUUUGCCCAUUGGGGGGAUUGCUGUGCCUUUGCGAAAAGAUCCAGCAACUGGGAAACUGGUCUCAUUACAAACAGAUCUUGUUGGACAGGCAUUUUGCUUCCUUCCUCUUUCCAUUAAAACUGGUCUACCAGUCAAUGUAAAUGGAACAUUUUCUGUAACAAGCAACCGAAAAGGUCUGUGGGAGAGUGGGGUGAAACAUGACUGGAACAAAGCCCUUCUUCAGGAUCCUGUAGUGGCAGCAUAUGUUACUGCACUUUUGGCACUAAAGAAAAUGUCUGAAAACAAGCAACUGGAAACUUACUGUUAUCACACCUUUUGGCCUGAUAGAGAGAAAGUAAGUGACACUUUCAAGCCUUUGGUAGAUGCCUUGUACUCCGCCAUUGCUCAGCACUCCAUUGGCCUAGAGCUCUUUAGUGAUGGAGAACAUUGGUGCUCAAUGAACAGUGCCAUAUUUCUGCACGAGAACAUCGAAGAGGACAAAGACAUCAAUGCACUUGCAGUGCAGGUAUGCAAGAAACAUGUAAAAGCACCCAACCAUGUUAUUACUCUUCCACUGUGGUUGAGAAACAGCUUAAAACAAUCUGGCCUAGAGGAGGUGUUACAGAACAGAACAUGGAACUGGGACGAGUUUUACCAAGAAGCAGUGUUUAACAACCUUGGUACCAUGGACCCUGAGAGUAGAGAUGCUCUUGUGUUGCAUGCUAUUGACCUUAAUGUCAAAGAAAUUGACAAGCUACUGGUCUGCUAUCCAUGCAUCCCCACAAAAAGCGGACAGCUCCAGCAUAUUAGGAAACUUGUGAAUCCGUCAGGAAAGGUGGCCUGUCUUUUUGAAACAGAAGAAGGACGUUUGCUUGGUGGGACUGAAGAUGACUUUUGCUCGCCCAAAAGGAUUAAACGCUUGUUGGAACUUGGAAUGGCAAAUGAUCAUCUCCCAUUGGAAGACAUCACAGAGAUAGCAGGCACAAUCUCCAAAACCUGGAGCACUGACAAAAAGAAAGCAUACAGACAUUUGAAUUGUCUUCUCGAACUUAUGAACAAUCAUGUGAAUGAUGGGGACUCUCUCCACUGGGAAACACUGAGAAUGACUGAAUUUCUCCCAGCAUUUCUCCCCGGUGAUACAAAAUUGGAAAGAAAUCCAACACUGAGAAGGCCCACUGAAAUAUUUAGUGACAAAUGCUCCCCACUUGUUAACAUGACACAACACAUGCUGGAUCAUACCAAUCUGAGAAUACACAACACUAAUCCAGUACUGCAAAUGUUGGGAGUUCAUCACAGUCCAAGUCAUGAGGAAGUGCUUCAGCAGCUGCAAGAAGCAUGUGAGCAAUCUCCAUCCAUUGACAGUUCAAUGCUUCACAAAAUAGCAUAUGAAUGCUAUAAGUUUCUGGAUCAGUGGCUAAAGGAUUCUGGGGAAUCCACUUUCAUUUCACAACGGGCAAAUUCAUUCCCAUUCAUUCUUGUUGGCAGCACAUUUGUCAAUGUGAGUCGUGUAGCCGAAAAUGAGCAAUUUGAAGCAAAACCCUAUCUCUAUUUACUUCCACCUGCCUUUAAUGUUUUCAAUAGCCUCUGGGAAAGCGUAGGUGUUGAGAAAUGUUUUACAAGAAGUCAGUUUUUAACUGUGCUUCAGGAAUUGCACUCUCAACAUGGUAACAAGACCCUAACAAAGAGUGGCCUAUCAAUUUGCCACACAAUUUUAACAGCCAUGUUUGAGUCCAAAGAGAAAACAACGGGAGACUUUAUGAUACCCAACCAACAUGGAGUAUUACAACCUGCAAGUGAAAUGUUUUAUGACGACAGCCCAUGGAUGCCAGUCACUUCAGGUGUCACAUUAUGUCACGAAAUAAUCUCACGUGUUAUGGCUCGCCACUUUGGAAUCAAAACUACCAGGCAUCACACCCUGCAAAACCACAUAGUUGAGAACAUUUCACCAUUUGCUUUUCAGUUUCAACAGCAGGAACAACUAACUGUUCGAAUUAAAAAUAUAAUUUCAGCCUAUCCAUCGAAGAAGGAUAUCCUUAAAGAGCUUAUCCAAAAUGCUGAUGAUGCAGAGGCAACAGAAAUUCACUUUGUUUGGGAUCAACGACAGCAUGGCAAAGAAAGAACCUUUGGGAAGAAAUGGAACCAACUGCAGGGUCCAGCACUGUGUGUGUUUAACAACAAAGUGUUUUCUGAUGCUGACCUGGCUGGCAUUCAACAGCUGGGAGAAGGAGGAAAGCACAACUCUCCAGGGAAGAUAGGAAAAUACGGAGUAGGAUUCAACUCUGUUUACCAUCUGACUGACUGCCCCUCAAUUCUCACUGGCGAUGAAAAACUCUGCAUUUCUGAUCCUAAUCAAAAAUACAUUGAAAGUAAUUCAGACAAACCACCAACUGGCACUGGCUAUAAACUAGCUGAGACUUUCAAGAACAUGUACAUCGAUGUCUACAAAUCCUUUCUUCCUGACAAAUUUUCACUUAAAGAGGGCACCAUGUUCAGAUUACCUCUAAGGAUGGGUAACAUGGCAAAAAGCUCUAAAAUAUCACAGCAGGGAGUCACUGAUCAUGACAUGAAAGAACUAUGCUCUGCCCUCGCUGAAGAUCCUGAAGGACUUAUUCUGUUCCUGAAAAACAUCUGCAAAAUAGAAGUCCAUGAAAUCAGUGAAAAUUCAGAGGAACUCAAAACCAUCUUCAUGGUUGAAAAAAGUAUACCACAGAAAAGCAGAGACGUAAAAGAUGCUUUUGUAAAACUUCAACAAAAUGCGCUGCAAUCUGACAAACCAGUAACGCCAGACAAGGCCAUUUAUGGAACCAUGAUUUCAACCUCAAAUAAAAAACAAACUAGAUGGAUCAUUGCAGAACAGUUUGGCUCAUUCAAAAGCAGUGGUGAUGGAGAACUAUCAGACAAACUUCCCCAAGCAGCAAUAGCAGCUUGUGUGAGCUCAAAGAGUUCAAAUCCAGCAUUAUUCAUCCCUAAGGAUUUUGUUGGAGCAGCCUUUUGUUCACUUCCUUUGCCUGGGAAAACUGGACUGCCAGUGCAUGUCAAUGCAAACUUUGAGGUAGAUUCUGGCAGAAGAGCCCUUUGGAAAGAAGAUGGGCAAAGUCAAAAAUCUAACUGGAAUGAAUCUUUGAAACAGAAUGUCCUUGCUCCACUGUAUGCAGAUAUCCUUCAUCACAUCAGAUGUAGCAUUGCAAAAAACGAAUUGAAGUAUUCACGUAUUGAGUCAUGCUUCAGUAGCUCAUACUUGUGUUUUUGGCCUACUGUGUCCAAAUAUGUGGGCCAGGAGUGGCAUGAAAUGAUACACGAGGUAUACAGAUCAAUUAAAGAAAGAAGCCUUAAUCUUAUUCCAGUGAUGAGGAGUUCAACACGUGUAAUUGCAGGCAGAGAAGUUAAGGAAUACUCUUUUGACUGGUGUAAUGUCGGAGAAACUGAAACAACAAAGGCACCUUACUUGGCAAAUGAAGUAAAUGACCAGAUGUGUUCAAUUUUGGAAGAUCUUGGAAUGAAAUUGGUCCCUUCUCUCAUGCAACAAGUUUGGAAAAGUUUCAAAUCUGCUAACAUUGAAGUGAAAUAUGUGAAACCUUCAACUGUCCAGGCUUUCCUGAGAGAAAAACCCCUCAAUGACCCAACCCAAACAGAUGAAGAUUUACCGCUGCCAAUAAAUGCCACUCUAAUCAAAGAUGAAACAAGAUGUUCAAAGCUCUUGAGUUUCUGCUUAACUGGUGUGAAAAUGACCGAGGACAAUUCCAGUUUACUGAAUGGGCUUCCACUUCUUCUCACAAGAGAUAAAGUUUUGAGAGUGUUUAACACCAACUCUCCCAAGCUGAUAACAAAAUAUGACAGUCUGUUCUUUGGCUACGAGGAGCAAUUUGCAGAUUAUAUGAUCAACAGUAGCCACAUGGAUGUUCUACAAACUUUAAAACUUGUCAAUCAUUUGACAGUUCCCCGUGCAGCGGAAUAUCUGAAGCCCUUAAUUCAGCAGCUUCUUCAGAACUGUGAAGUUGAUCCCCAAAGUGGUCUUCAUGUCCCAAACAAGAUAAUGCUGCAGUGGUUGAACUCACUUUGGAAGUUCUUAAUGAACGAAAUCAAGCCUGGUGAUGAUAAAAGUCUAACAUUAAGUGAUGUGAGAAAGCUUUUCAAUGACUGCUGCAUUUUACCAGUUGUGUCUCCAAGGUUGAAAGACAAGCACUUCCUGCAAAGAAUGAAAGACAUGCAGAGUGUUAUUAAGGCAGAAGGAGACAUAUCAGGCAUUCUCUUUAAACUUGGUUUUAUGAAGUUUGACAGUCAGUUCUUUUCUGUGUUGGAUGUGGAGAAACGUUUACUUCUAUACUCUGAACUUAUGGAUGUGAAUGAUAAAAGCUCUGUGUUGGACCAGGUCUACAACAUUGACCACUCCGAGUUUUCCCAGAUUUCCAUUGAUGAGAUGAAAGAGCUUCAGCGUUUCCUGCAGUAUGGAGUAACCAACUCCAAAGACAAAAAAGAGUACCAAAGAAAGCUCAAAUCCUUGCCUAUAUUUGAAACAAUACAUGGUAACCGAGUGAGGAUUGAUGGACCUAAAGAGGUAUUUGUCCUCAACAGCACAUGUUCAAAGACAUUGCCUGAUUUGUUCAACCUGCCCAACAGCAACAGCAUUUUUCUCAAACACAAUCCAGAAAACUGCAGUCUUUCAGAAACAUUGAACAUCCAAAUCCUGACCGAUUUGGACUAUUUCAUGAAGUUCAUUCUGCCUGUUGUACACACACUUACAGAGAUGCAGAUGCUUCAGUGCCUCAAACUGUUACUGUUGCCACAAUUCAGUUAUUUUCAGAACAAGGACACAAUUAUCUCCUCAAUGAAAACAGUCAAAUUGAUUCGCAGUUCCCAAGGCAGAUUGGAGACUGUAUCAUACUACUUUGACGAGAGUGUGGAGCUAUACAAGAAAAUGUUGCCCCAAGAGAGAUUUGUGCCUAAGAGAUUUUGGACUGAGUUGUGUAAAGGAAAUCAAGAAACUGAAAGAUCAAAAGAAGAAAAGUUGCUCAGAGAGCUUGGAAUGAAGCAUGUUGUGUCAACAGAUGACAUAAUAAAUUUUGCACAACAGUUAGAAUUAGAAGCAAAAGGAAACAGUCAACUUGGAGAGUUGAAAUUGAAAUCAUCUUUAAUUUUCAAAGCAGCCUUGGCUAUCGUGAACAACGACAAAAACAAAGAGGAAAGGUUGCUGGAGAAUAUAGCUGACAUCAAGUUCAUUUUUCCUGUUAAAAUUAAAAAAGAACUGUGCAACUUUCACCAACCAUUUGCUGCUGAGAAUAAUGCUGUUAAAAUAAGAGGAUCUUUGAUUGAAAGUGAUCCUAAGCAUCAAGAACUUAUUUGGUCUUCAAUGUCAAUUAUACAUCUACCGGUUUAUAAGUCACAGAAGCUCUUGUCAAUGCUGAAAAAUGCAGGAAUGCAUGAACAACCACCUUCACACUGUGUAACCAGUAACAUGAGCAACAUCUGUCAGUCGCCCUGUAAGUCUGACCAGUUGAUCAAAACCCGUGCUAAUGUGUUUCGAAGUGCGUAUGCCUACCUGCAAGCAAACAGGUUUGAAGGCCAACCACUAGCUGGUCUUCCUGUUGUGUUGGUUGAAAAAGACAUAGAACUUGUAAGGACUGAUGAUACUACUUUUUCACUCCCCCAUGACCGUGAUUUCAGACCGUAUUUGUACAAGAUAUCUCCACAGGAUGUCAUGUUUGCAGAGUUCUUCAAGAAAAUUGGUGUAAAGGACCAACCUACUGCAGAGCAGUAUUGUAAUGUUCUAGCAGGAGUUUAUGCUGAUUCCUGUGAUAAACCACAACCUAACCAGAACCAACAGAAAACUGUGAAACGUGCUGUUCAGCAGUUUUUCAUGUUAAUCAAAACUCAAGGAAACCAGCUUGUUGUUGACGAUGUAAAGACUUUGUAUCUUCCUGCAGUAGAUGGUAAAUUGUACCCAUCACACACACUACACUACAACGAUACAACGUUUGAGACCAAAAGGUUGGAAGAAGCGCUGGAAAACAAGUUCCUGUUGUUGGAGAAACUCUGUGAAUGUCAUUUGCACAGUGACAUUUAUGAGCAUCAUCGGUUGCUGCAAUUGCUGCCUCAGAAUUGUAAGCCUAAAAUGCUGUCUCAGUUCACGGAGGAGAAAGUAGUGGAAUCACACAUGGAGCUUUGUGAGUUUGGGACUGACUGUGAAUUUAGUGGAUGGUUUAACAAACAUCUGUCCUCAGAAGCAUUUACACAUGGACUGAUUUGUCUUAUCAGAGCGCAGUCUGAGGGAGAAAUAACACAAGAAGAAGCUACUGACAUGUGCAAGAAGACAUUUGGGGGUAUUGAGAUUAUCUGCUGCAAAAGUCUGAAAACUAAGCUUUGGGUGAAUGAACAGCCACUACACAAAACUGCCACUGAAACCAAUGUUUUUGUCAAACGAGGGCAACAUGGUUGCAUCUUUUACUUGAAACACAACAAUGACACAGCUCCCAAGAUAAUAAGUGACAUCAACAUGACAUUAACAAAGGAGAUUAAUGCUCUUUUAGGCAACAGAAUGGGAUCAAAUCUCCUCCUAGUCCUUGCACAUCUUCUCAUGUGUGACAGUCUGCAAGAUGUUCAGAAAUUUCUGGCUGUUAAUGGGAUCCAUGACAGUGCUGAACCUAAAAGCUUCACCCGUAAUCCACCAGCCGCUGGAACACAAAUUCCAGAGGAAUGGCUUGAUUCCUUAGACAUGAACAUCCUCAAUAACUUUGAAGAGGGGGAAUAUGUUGGCUACAGCACUGACAACAAGUUUAUUUAUGCAGUUAUUGUUGAAAAACUGCCUCUGCACACUGGACCAUAUUCACAGAGAUACAAAAUAGAAAUUGGAGAAGAUGAGCCAAUUGAAGUCAGUUGUCUUGACCUGUAUCAGUUUAAGCGACAAAAGAAGCCAGAAUCUAAAGGGAGGACAUGCACAUCUGCCGAAGCUUCUUGCAUGGAGCUGGUGCCACUAGCAGGAGCUGAGCCACAUUCUUCCAAACCAUCAACCACAAGUUCCUCCUCUACGAGAUCCUCACCAGCCUCUGUUGAUGAAGCUAAAAGGGAAAUUGACAAAUGUUUGGCAGAUAUCUGGAUUCUUCCUGAGGAGGAGAGGCUCAAAGCCAUCAAACGGCUGUACCUUAGAUGGCAUCCUGACAAAAACUUGGACUGCCCUCUUCUUGCCACCGAGGCAUUCAAAUACUUGCAGAAUCAAAUCCAUGACCUUAGUAAAGGUAAAGGUAAAGGGAAAGGCAAAACUGCAGGUUCCUCCUAUCCAAACGGAAACUCAAACUUCAGUAACUUCUAUCAGCAAUGGAAUCAGGAGGCCAGACAUCACAGGAAUGGCCGAGAGAGAUUCUCUAGAGACAACCAUUCCUACAACUUUUGGACCCAUAAUGAAAAUGUCCCCAAGCCGAACAAAGAGGAGGCCCAGCGGUGGUGUAGACAAGCUCGCUGCGAUCUUAACGCAGCUCACAAAGAUGUUGGUGGGGAGAGCACAGAGUGGUGUCUGUUCAAAAUUCACCAAGCAGUGGAAAAGUCUCUCAUAGCUGCAAAAUAUAAAAGAGAUGGUCGACAUCCCAAUAGCAGCUCUAUUUCAGCCCUUGCUGCACAAGUGUCCCUCUACAACCUCCAACUGACAGUUCUGCCCCAAAUUGUGGAGAAUCUGAAGAUGCUGGGAGUGGAUGCCAAGAAGACGCAGUAUCCCAACUGCCAUCCAUUUCCCCACAUUCCUAAUGAAAGGUUCCAAUUAGAGAAUGAAGUGUUAGCACUGGAAAAGGCAUCUGAGCUUCUUGGUAAAGUAGAGGCAUAUGUGAACUAGGGGUUCAGGAUAAACCAACAUGUUAUAUUUGCGGAGUCAAUUUAAGAUGUUUUGACAUGGCUUAUAACCAUGUUGUGAUAUUGAAACAAUAUUGUAAACAAAACAUUUUUGAAAUGAAAAAGAUUGUUUUGUUUGUGACUUAUUACUGAAGACUCAUUCAUUUAUCACUAUAUACAUUUGUUAUAAAAAAAUCUUAAUAUCAAAGCAUUUUGUGCAACAUUUUGUUUUUUUCAUUGUCAACAUUUUGAAUCAGUGAGGACCAAUUUACUAUCUAUUACUUUAUGAAAAUGCAACAGUUUUUUUAUAAACUUUUAUGACUACAUGUUACAUUAUGAAGAUGUUAAAGUUGUUUAGCAGUGUUGUAAACAUUUAAAACUACUUUUCUGUUAGGACCAAUAUAAUCUCUGUAUGGUUUCAAACAUCUUGCAAAAGAACUGAAUUUGAAGAUUAGCCAUCUAGCUAACACUGAU
Messenger RNA from Etheostoma cragini (Arkansas darter), 13451 nucleotides. RefSeq names its product sacsin (gene sacs2). Bases 145 to 12981 code for a protein of 4278 amino acids. The record is from RefSeq and is a predicted model, not a curated record. NCBI's taxonomy places the organism in Eukaryota, Metazoa, Chordata, Actinopteri, Perciformes, Percidae. The transcript has 8 exons.